AUGGGCAUUCUGUUCUCUCGUCCGGCACAGGAGACGUUCCCUGAGGGAGCAUAUCCCGUUGGCAACAUUUCAUCCCUCAAUGCUUCUUCCAUUUUCCCUUACGCCGGGAUUAACACGGGCUUAUAUGGUGGUAUCCCAACGUCGAAUCUUCCUCCGAUACCCUUCGAGUGGAUCGUCUCCCCAGAUGCAGACCGGGUCACUGAUUCAUGUCCCAACGGGGACACGAUACUCACCUUCUUUGGGGUCUCGGAGGCUGUCAUUAGUAUUCUUGUGCCAAUAUUUGCCUAUCGUCCUUUGAUACACAAACUCUCACGAGGAUGGCUCGGUCGACGCUCCAAGAACUCCGUCGCGGUAGCAUGGACAGUCACAUUUGCGUGUCAACUUCUGGCUAACGCCAUCAUCGCUGGCAUGAUUGGCAAUACACCUGGUUAUGGCCACCUAAACAUGCUUCGCAUUUUUACAGUCUACAUGGCCCGUCCGCGCUUUCAUUUUAUCCUCCUGGCUCUCCUGCGCAGUCUCGUUGGAGUGAAGCGCCCUCGAGAGUGGGACAAGACAACCAUCAUCAAUCGCCGCCUGGACAACCGAAUCGAAUUUCCUUUUACGGAUUCAUACAUCGCUGUCGUCGCUUCUGAGAUGCUUGUCUUCAUCAUCUCGGCCAUCUUUACGGGGGUGACAUGGCAUCGGUACCCAAAAAUUGAGAUGUCGUCUCGCGAGUACAUGGACGAUCACAUCAACUACGUCUCGAGUAUUCCGGGAGUCAUGUGUCUAUGCCUUCUUGGAUUUGUACCCAUAUACAAGCGCUACGGCGACGCUUUUCCGAUCGAGGGGAGGAGAUAUGAGACGGGUCGGCACUGGGGCGCGACAGUGGCAGCGGACGGCACGGCGAGGGUGGGCGUCAAGAGAGGUGUAUACAAGGGCGCGGCUGUGAAGAGAAUUGGAAGCGCAGUGGCUGCAGCGGUAUUGAUGGGAUAUGCCACGUUGGUGCAGUGGUCGUACUGGACGAGGUUCUUGGAGCUGCCGGGUGUUUUGUUCUGUCCGCCAAAGAUGGUGGAGACAGGGAUCAUUUGGGCUGUUUUUACAUUGAUAGGCGUGUUGGCUGGGGCGGCCUCAUGA
This is a messenger RNA of Fusarium keratoplasticum, 1113 nucleotides long. RefSeq lists its product as uncharacterized. The record is from RefSeq and is a predicted model, not a curated record. Bases 1 to 1113 code for a protein of 370 amino acids. The transcript has 3 exons. Lineage: Eukaryota; Fungi; Ascomycota; Sordariomycetes; Hypocreales; Nectriaceae.